ACAUCAGCUGUGUGUGUGUGUUUGUAUCAAUGCCAAAAAUUAUUUAUUUGUCUCAAUACGAUUUAACUGAAAAGAGUGUAAGAAGCAUGACUUUGCAUUAAUUUCGCAUUUUCUUUUGUUUCAAUACGAUAGCUACGACAAAUACGAAACAUUGGCUUAAUAUAUUCAUGUGGAAAAACUGAUGAUCAUUCUGUUCAUUUAUACCUGGUGAAAAAAAUUAAUUAAUUCAUUCGAAAAAAAACAAUACGACAGAAAAGAUGGUGAUGAAUAGGAAACAGAUUACCAUUACCAACAAUGGUGUUUCUUCAUCAGGUAGUGGCAUGAAAUUAUUGUCAUCGAAAAACAAUUAUUUUCAGACUAAAAAAAAUGGUAACAAUGAUAGUGGUGGUGGUGGCCAUAUUUUGAUGGUUGUUAAAAAUGGUAAUCACGUUUACCAGAAUAAGACGAAAAUCGUUCAAAACAGAAAACAGAUCAAAAUCGAAGACAACGAUGAUGAAGCUCAACGAGCCGUCGAAUCAUUGAUCAAACAGGAACCAUUUGAUUUUGAUAAGUUUGAUUCAUUUUCAGAAGAAGAUAAUUCAUUAUUGACUGCAUCUGAUAUGGAUUCUGAAUCAUCAAAUAAUAACAACAAUGAUAAUGAUCAAACUAUGAAUUGUCAAUCGUAUAAUAACAACGGACAGAAUCCAAUCAUCAGUGAUGAUCUACUUGUUACACUAACUGUACGUGAAUUAAAUCGUCAACUAAAAAUGACCGGCAUGUCUAAAUCCGAAAUGAUACGUAUGAAACAACGGCGACGAACAUUAAAAAAUCGUGGCUAUGCUGCCUCAUGUCGAAAUAAACGUCUUGAACAAAAAGGUGAUCUUGAGAAUGUAAAAGUUGAUGUCGUACAAACGGUUGAACAAUUAAAUGAAUUGAUUGCUAAAACAAAAUCUGAAAUCAAUGAUUUCAAACAACGAUACGAAUCCUUGAAACAGUAUGCUAUUCAACAACAAUUAGAAUUACCACCUGAGUUUGAUUAUUUUAUUAAUGAACAUCGAUAAUGUAAUGUAAUAUAUAUUAUUUAGAUUUAUAAAUAUCAUCAUAUAGAUAUCAUCUUGUUUUGUAUAUAAAAAAAUAAACAAAAAUUGCAUCGCUCAUUUUUUUCACACUUUUUCUUACAACGCCAAAAUCAAAAAUCAAAGCAUUCUCUAAAAUCGGAAUAAUAUUUCGAAUCAAGAUACCAU
Molecule: messenger RNA, 1223 nt
Organism: Dermatophagoides pteronyssinus (European house dust mite)
Lineage: Eukaryota; Metazoa; Arthropoda; Arachnida; Sarcoptiformes; Pyroglyphidae
Biological process (GO): regulation of transcription by RNA polymerase II
Cellular component (GO): nucleus
Molecular function (GO): DNA-binding transcription factor activity, RNA polymerase II-specific; RNA polymerase II cis-regulatory region sequence-specific DNA binding
Source: RefSeq, a predicted model, not a curated record